CUGGACCGGGCGCUGAGUGUGGAAGCUGGACAGAGGGAAGGAGAGAGCAGCCCCACCAUCUGGGAGAUGAAGCGGAGACUGGAGGGGGCCGAGAGGGCCAGCCAGCGGAGGCUCCAGGCCUACCAGGAGGGGCAGCAGCAACAGGCGCAGCUGGUCCAGAGGCUGCAGAGCAAGGUACUGCAGUACAAACAGAGAUGUGGGGAGCUGGAGCAGCGCCUGGUGGAGAGGACGUCUGAGUGGGAGCACCAGAAGAUGAUGAUGCAGACCAAGCUCCAGUCCGCUGAGCUGCAACUGCGCCAGUCAGAACACGCGUUCAGCUCAGACUUGGAAGAAGCCCUCACGCGCCUGGAAGAAGAAGAACAGAGGAGUGCGAGCCUUUCCCAAGUGAAUGCUCUUCUCCGGGAACAGCUGGAACACAUGCAAACCUCCAAUAAGAGGCUGACUGAAGAGCAGGAGAAGUUGAGCAGCAGCAUGAACAGGCUGAGGGAUGAGCUGGAGCAGAAAGAACUCCGCUGGUGGAAGGAGAAAGAGAGCUCUGAGGCACUCUUGUGGAAAGAACCAAGAGGGAUCCUGAUUCUCUGGAGACAUGCUGUGGUCCUCCGGAGCAACUUUGCAGAACUCCAAGCAGCCACUGAGAGAGGUCUAACGGAUAUGAAGUCGGACCUAGCCAGGACCGCGCGCAGGCUGCACACUGCGUGUCUCAAUCUCGACUCCAACCUGCGCCUGUCUGACAGCAAUGUGCUUUCCUCUGUGGAGAAACAGGCCCGCUACAGCGCCCGGUUGGAGCAGCAGCUCCGGGACAAGGUGCGAGAGAUGAUCCAGUUACAGAGCCGCUGGGAUGGUGAAAAAGUGGAGCUCAACUCCAGGCUCGCAGAGCUGACUCUGCUAAGAGAAAGGCUCCAAGAACAAAAUGCUAAGAAAGAGAAGACCAUCUCUGCCCUAAAACUGGACAUUCAGAAGCUAGAAUCCAUCCAAACUGGAGAUCUUCUGGAGGCGGAAAACUGGAAGGAGGAAGUGGAAUCUUUACAGCGGGUUUUAAACCACAUCACAAAGUUAGUUCUCACCGACGCUGAGUUUGUAGAUCUUCCCUCAGCAGAGAACAGAAAGGGUGGAGGGCAAGAAGAUCCUGGAAGACAGCCAGCCCCUCGGAGCUCCGGCUCCCCUCCUCCACAGCAGGCAUCCGGGGCCCGGCCCUACUCCCCGCUACAUCAGGAUGCAGCUCUGCAGGCUGUCCAGAGAGCUCUCCAAAAGAGACGUCAACAGGAACAGGAACUGCGGCUACAGCUGGAGUCCUCUCGGGCCACCGUGACAAUGCUCCACAAAAAGCUGGCCGAGCGUCAGAGGGAGGCUCAGGCUGCACAGCUGCAACUACAGGAGCAGAGACAAGAGCGAGAAAAACUUCUGGUCAAGCUAGAGGACCAGAGGCGAGACCUGGAACGCUGCAAAGCCUCUGAAGAGAUAUUGGGAAGGGAAAAGGAGGCCUUGCAGACCAGGAUGCAGGAUCUGACUCAAAGAGCGGAUCUUUCCUCCCUGGAAAUAGAAAGACUCAAAGCCACCAACACAGAAUUGCAGAGGCACCAGGGUCUCUUGGAGCAGCAGGAAGAGGAGAUGUUGAGGAAAGAGGAGAGGAGUCAGAAGGAGUUGGAAGCAGGCCAGAGGAGCCUGAAGCAAUUAGAGGAGAAGAUCUCCGGCCUGAAGCAAGAGCUGGUGACGGUGAAGGAGUCCCUGAACCAGGCAGUCCUGGAGAAGGAGGUCCUGGAGAGCCAGAAGGAAGGUCUUCGCUGCUCUCUCACGCAGGUAGAGGCCAGCAGCGCCCAACUAGAGUCACAAAUCACCAAGAUGAGAACUGAAGACACAGAACGAAGAGACUCCUUGGUCAAGAUGGCAGCCCUGACGGAGAGCCUGGCUCAAGACAAGGUCAACCUGAAUCGGAUGAUCCUCCAGUUGGAACAGGAGAAGAACCAGUGGCUAGACCAACAAUGGCAACUAGAACAAGAGGUGAGCCGCCUUCGGAAUCAGCUUGCUCAUCUGGGCCAGGAGCUGGACCACAUCCAGAGGGAGAAGCAGGGUCUAGAUCAAAGCUUGCAGAUGGCAGAGGAGGAAAGAGGGAACCUGGAGGAAGAGAUGACACUGCUUCAGAGAGAGAAAGUCCAGCUUCAUGAACGACUUAUGCAGGUAAGCUGUCAGAAGCAUACUUUGGAAGGACAACUAGACCACAGCAAGCAAGAGAUAAAGAUGCAAGCUGACACUCUCCAGCAAACCAUACUAGAAAAAGAAGAAAUAUCCAAGGAAAAAAUAAGACUUGUGACGGAACAGACAUCCUUAGAAAGACAGAAUCGAGUCCUGGUAGAGGACAGGGCUGCUUUCAGGGCUGAGAAGGAGUCCCUGGAGAACAGCCUCUUCUCAACCCAGCAGCGGGUGGUUCAGCUGGAAGCCCAGAAGGAGCAACUGGAAGAGGAGCAGCAAAAUCUCCGCCUCUCCAAGCAGGUGCUCCAAGUGGAAGUGGAAAGAGCCCAAAAUGAACUGGAGGUUCAAGAGACCAAGAUGAAGUGGGAGUCAGAACUGCUUAAGCAGCAGAUGGCUCAGCUCCAGGAAGACACUCAGCUUUCCCUCAGGAACCAGGCACUGGCCCAUGGAGAAGACAUAGGACGCCUGAGAAAAGAGAAGGAGAGUCUGCGCCUGGCAUUGACUGAAGAGAAAGAGAUUGCUGUACAUCGACUCGAACAGGAAAAAGAAGAAUUGCUUUCAAAAUAUGAAGCUGAGCGAGAAAACCUAAAUGAAGAAAUCCUCCGCCUGAAACGGGAGCGAGAUGAAAGCCUUCUCCAGAUGGAACAUGAGAAGCAGCAGGCCUUAUCUCAAAAGGAAACUGAGAAAAAAAUGUUGUAUGAGGAGCUCAUUGAAGCCCAGCGAGAACUGGAGGAUUCCAAGCUGGAGGCUGACCGAGUGAAACAGCACGCUCUGAGUCAGCAGGAGAAAGACAAGGAAACAGUGACCAGCAUCAGCAAAGAACUGAAGGCCUUCCAGGCUCAGUUUGAAGCCUCGAUGGCCACCCACCAGGAAGAGGCCAAGGCCUUGAAUGAGCGCAUAAAGGAACUAGUCAGAGAAAAGAGCACUGUGGGUCAAGAGGUGGAAGAGUUCAGAAAUCAACUCCUCCGGGCGGAGGAAAGUGAGGAACGGACGCGCAGGGAGCUGGCUGAGCUUCAGCGCGAGCUUCAGGAGGCCCGGGAGGCCCGGGACCUCGAACGCAAUGAAAUGGCAGCCAUCCGCCGAACCCUGGAGGACGAGAUCCGGGAGAAGGACACGCUGCAGCAAUCCAACGCGGAGCUUCGCGAGGCCGUCAAGAAAGUCGAGCAUGAAAAGAUCAGUUUUAAGCGGGCCAAAGAGGAGAAGGAACAGAAGCUCAUCCUAUUGGAGGAGACCAAAGCUUCUGUCCAGAAAGAAGCUGGGGAGCUCAGAGCGACCCUUCGAGAGGUGGAGAGGUCGAGGAUGGAGGCCCGGCGAGAGCUGCAGGAACUUUGGAGACAGGUGAAGACCCUGGAAGGGGAGAACGAGAAGAAAUGCAAGGAAGUAGGUGACCUCCAGGCCCGGGUUAUGCAGGAGGAGCAGCGGGCGCAGCGGGCACAGCAGCAAUCUGCGGAGCUGCAGAAGAAGGUCGUGGAGACACAAGCCAGCUGGGAGCGGGCUCAAAAGGAGACCCUCAGCCUGCAAAGGAGACUGGCAGAGGCCGAGUCAGGAAGCCAGGUCCGGGAGACGGAGCUGAGGGAGAGCCUCCAGGAGUGCCGCGGGAACGAGAAAAAGCUCCACGACGAGCUCCGUAAUCUGGAGAUGAAGCUGAAGCAGGUGUGUGCAGACGCCAUGGACUCCCAGAGGCGCCUGAGCGCAGCCGACGGCCGGAUCCACGGCCUGGAGCAGGAGCUGGACUGGGCCACACGGGCCAGGAGGGAAACCGAGGCCACGCUGAGCAGGCUGCAUUCGGUCCUGCGCCGGACACUGGGCCUCAGCCCAUCACCCGCAAGGGCUCCCUCCCCAGCCAAAGGGUUCGAGAGCCCUUCAGCGGCAGACAGAACAGAGACUCCGGCCUCUCAGCCGGGAUCCCCAGAACGGAGCCAGGCCGGGUCUCCACUCCGCUGGCCCUCUCCCCCACGAGGGAGCCCCGGCCCCACGGAGAUGGAUGUCGGAGUCGUUCGCGAGGCCUUGAGAGAGCUCCUGCAGAACCUUCGGGAUGCACAAAGAGAGAGGGAUGACUCACGGGUCCAGGUAGUGAACCUGAACUGUCAGCUGAACGAGCUGAAGGCUGACCUUGACCAGAGCAAGACUCGCAUCCUGCAGCUGCAAAAGUCUCUGGCAGAUGCUGAGGAAGGCAAGCGAGGUGUAGACGGGCGCCUCACGAGCGCCCAGACUGCCUUGAUGCUGCAAGAAGAGACCAUCCGGCAGGCGGAGAGGGAGCAUCAGGAGUGCUCCGAGCAGCUGUCUAUGUUGGAACACAACAUCCACAUGAGCCAGGAAGAGAAAAGAAGCUUGCAGGAGAAGCUCAGCAGACUGAAGGCCAAGGAAGCCAGGCUGGACUCAGAAAAGUGGAAACUCAAGGAAGCCUUGGAGGCCUCUGAGUGCCGAGCCAUCAAGCUGGAGCUGAGCCAGCAGGCCACCCAAGAGCAUCUUCAGCGGGCGCAGAGGAGUCUGAGCAGCCGGGAGGUCGAGGUCCAGGCCUAUCGCGAGCAGGUGCAGGGGCUUGGGGCCCAGCUGGAGGAGAGCACGACCAGACUGGCCUCCCGGCAGCAGGAGCUCGAGCAUCUGAGCCACGAGCUGGCCAGGACCGAGGAGGCAGAGAGCCACCUCAAAGAGCGUGUGCAGAGCCUUACCCAGGCCCUGGCCGAUGCCACCAGCAGUUCCUGCGGCCUCCAGGAGGAUGUGGCCCAUCUCCGCAAGGCGCUGGCAGCUGCCGAACAUGACCGGCGGCUACUGCAGGAACAUCUGGACUCUGCCCGCCAAGCCCUGGGUGACAGCAAGAGACACAGCCACAACCUGGCAGAAAGGAGUAAGCGACUGGAGAGCCAACUGGCCCAGUUGGAGAUGAGGAGCCGGGACCUGGAAGGGCAGCUGGAGCAUCUGCAGAAGAUUGUGCACAGACAGCGACAAAGCAAGGAAGAGGCCUUAGCUUCGGCCCAGAAGUUCCAGAGGGAGAAUCAUGCCCUGCAGGAGAAAAUUUCCACCCUGCAGAGAGCUUUGAGCCGCCUGGAGAGAGAGCACAAGGAGAUGGAGCGGUCGGCCAUCCAGCUGGAAAAGGAUAACAGUGCUCUAAAGAGAACACUCUGUAAGGUAUCGAGGAAAGCAGAGACUGGAAGGCGCCUGUAAGACAAGAUCUAGGUUGGAUCCCACACCACGUCCCGGGCCAGGCUGCCAAGGAGCAGAGGAUGGAGCCAUGGCAGUGUGGCCGUCCAGUGGUCAUCCCGUGCUCAUGGGGCUCCGCCAACUAUUAUCUCAUGGGACUGAAGUUCACAGCCUCCUCAGAAGGGAGGCAUUGUCCCCACUUUAAAAUGAGAAAACUGAGGCUUACAGACCUAGGACCAGAACCCAGAUUUUCUGCUCUUGAUCUGUCCUUUCUCUUUAGAGAAAAAAAUUUAGACCUGUAUGGUCAUAGUGGUUAGAGAAAGAGCAUUGGGUUUAAAGUCAUUGACCCGAGUUUCAAUUCUGCCUGUUCCCUCCAGCCACAUGGCCCUGUCCAAGUCAUUUCACCUCAGUUUCUUUGGUUAUCAAAUGGAGAUAAUAACUGUAGCACCUACCUCACAGGGUUGUUGUGAGGCUCACGUGAGAUACUGUCUGUCAAAUGUGCUAUAAAUUCUAA
Sarcophilus harrisii (Tasmanian devil) is the source of this 5842-nucleotide messenger RNA. RefSeq names its product ciliary rootlet coiled-coil, rootletin family member 2 (gene CROCC2). The transcript has 30 exons. The record is from RefSeq and is a predicted model, not a curated record. Lineage: Eukaryota; Metazoa; Chordata; Mammalia; Dasyuromorphia; Dasyuridae. Bases 67 to 5352 code for a protein of 1761 amino acids.